GCUCUACUCCACUCCUCCCCGGCCUCUCCGGCCUCUCCUCCUGGUGCAGCACCAAACCGUAUAUAAAAGACCACUCCACCUCCCAUCUCCAAACCAACCUAGCCAUCCAACACAACACAAGCUAAGUUGCCUCUCAUCACCUUCUCCUUGGGUUAGAUUGAUAGCUAGACCAGACACACGUACGCUAGAUUGACCGGUCUGAUAGAUAGAUAGAUAGAUAGAUAGAAAGAUACAAGGAUCCAUUAGUUUCUGAUUAUUAACAGCGAUGGAGAAGGUGAUGAUGAGCAGGAAGCCGGGCGACUGGAGUUGCAGGUCGUGCCAGUACCUCAACUUCUGCAAACGGGACGCUUGCCAGCGAUGCGGCGAGGCUAAGCUGGGCGCCGAGCGGCCGGACUACGCGGCCAUGGGCGGCAGCUGGGAAGUCAAGCCCGGCGAUUGGUACUGCGGCUGCUGCGGCGUCAACAACUACGCCAAUCGCGCCAGCUGCUUCAAGUGCAGCGCCGCAAAGACAGACUCCGCUGCCGUGGCGCACAACUGGGGGUUCAACGCCGCCGGCCAGGCCGGCUGGAAGGCCGGCGACUGGAUCUGCCCCAGACUGGAUUGUAACGUGCAAAACUACGCCAACAGAACCGAGUGCUUCCGCUGCAAUGCGCCCAAAUCAUACUAUGGUUAAAAAACAGGCCUGAAAAAAAAUUAAAAAAAUGGAAGUAUUAUUGGAGCAAAGAACAAUCACGAGUCCUCAAGGAUUUUUCUUUUUUUUUCUCCUUAAGAAAAACCUUCGCCAACCCGAGGGUUUAGUCAUGUGGAAGAGGAGCGGUAAGCCGCCGCUCAGACUCAGAAAAGGGAGAUAAGUGGGCACAAACGUGUACAUGUGCGCGUGUGUUUGGGCUGAGGACCAAUAUCCGAUUUUCCUUUUUCAGUAAAAGAAAGAGAAAAUUCCAGUUUGGCUUCA
Molecule: messenger RNA, 952 nt
Organism: Triticum aestivum (bread wheat)
Lineage: Eukaryota; Viridiplantae; Streptophyta; Magnoliopsida; Poales; Poaceae
Product: zinc finger Ran-binding domain-containing protein 2
Exons: 3
Coding region: 266-673 (135 amino acids)
Cellular component (GO): cytoplasm
Molecular function (GO): mRNA binding
Source: RefSeq, a predicted model, not a curated record